GACCUCGCGGACCUCGGGACGUUCCCCGCAAGAUCUGAUGGGAGGCAGCAAGCUUGAGGAGAGUCAGGGGGCAAAGACAGAGCAGACGAGGAAGGGGAUUAAAUACGGGGCGUGCCUCUCCUCUUUGCGGCGGAUUUGAAGCUUGACGACCGGAGCUGGUGCUUUUUUGGACGACCUUAUACUAAGAAUUGAGCCAGAACGUCCUCUGACGUCUUUGCAAAUAUGGGGAAACGAACACAGUCGCCAGCCUACGUCCUAGGCGUUGGCAUGACCAAGUUCAUCAAACCGCGCGGAAAGGUCGACUAUCAUGAGCUAGGCUUUGAGGCUGGUGUCAAGGCUAUGCUGGACGCCCACAUCACCUACGACGACGUGGACCAGGGAGUUGCAUGCUACUGCUACGGAGACAGCACCUGCGGCCAGCGAGUCUUCUACCAGUUCGGCCUAACCAAGAUUCCCAUCUAUAAUGUCAAUAACAACUGCUCUACCGGUUCAACGGGCCUGGCCAUGGCCCGCACCAUGGUCUCCCACGGUGCUGCCGACUGCGUUCUCGUUGUUGGCUUUGAGAAGAUGAGCCCCGGUAGUCUCUCUUCCAAGUUCGAUGACAGGGAGAACCCUACUGGUAAAUUGGGCGAAAUGAUGUUUGCUACCAGAGGAGUCACCAAUGCGCCGGGAGCAGCCCAGAUGUUUGGAAAUGCUGGUGUCGAAUACAUCGAGAAAUACGGCGCAAAAGCCGAGGACUUUGCAGAGAUCGGCCGAAUUAACCACGAACACUCGAAGCGAAACCCAUACUCCCAAUUCCAAACCGAGUACACCCACGAACAAAUCUCUAAAUCCCCCAUGAUCCACUUCCCCUUAACCAAACUCCAGUGCUGCCCAACUUCAGACGGUGGUGCUGCAGCCGUAGUCGUCUCACAAGCAUUCCUCGAUGCUCGACCACACCUCAAGGACCAGGCCAUCCUGAUUGCCGGCCAAUGCCUCGCAACAGACACUCCCUCAGUAUACAACGAAAGCUCCAUAAGUCUCAUGGGCUUCGAAAUGACUCGCUACGCCUGCAAGACCGCAGCUGCCGAAGCCGGAAUUAACGUCAAGGACGUCAAGGUCUGCGAACUACAUGACUGUUUCUCAGCGAAUGAAAUGAUCACCAUCGAUGCCCUGGAACUUUGCGAGCCAGGAAAGGCCCACGAGAUGGUGCGAAAGGGCGACAUCACAUACGGCGGGAAGAUGGUCAUAAACCCAUCCGGCGGCCUGAUUUCAAAGGGCCACCCUCUCGGCGCAACUGGAAUUGCCCAAUGUGCAGAGCUAGUCUGGCAUCUUCGUGGAUGGGCCAACAACCGGUUGGUCAAGGGCACUGAUGUCGGAUUGCAGCAUAAUCUUGGCCUUGGCGGGGCCGUCGUCGUUACUGUGUAUAAGCGGGCAGAUGGCAAGGUAUCGCAGCCUGUAGCAAAUGAAGAAGUAGGGAAGAUUAAUCAGCUUGGGUACAAUCCUGCCGUUGAAGCAAAGGGAUUCACGGCUGAACAAGCGGCAAGGGUGCUCAGCAAGGAAAACCGCAGCGAUUGGGCUAUGGGAGACACCCAAGAGAAGGUCCUAGCCCGUUUUUAGACGCUUCGAUCUACACUGCCCUUGGUUUCCUCUGAUAUACUCUAUACCCCAAUGCAUAUAAUUCAUUUCUUUAUCUUCCUCGGCUUGCUGGCUCAUACCAGCUCUUAUAUCAGAGUAUAUGAUUAUGCUAAGAGGAUGUCUGUGCCACCAACAUACCAAUGGCACUAUCUCCCCUUUCCUAUCGUCAGAUAACUUAAAACUCCCAAGCCUUAACCAUGUAGUACUACAUUUUACGAAUGUUUCAAUUAUUAUUCUUGAGAUACCUUUCCACUGGAACUCAACCUCCAACCCUAAAAUAUCUUGUGCAUCACAGCCUUGUAUCCAAAUCCAAGCAAUAUGUCCACGGUUACAUGUCUACUCACUACAAAGUCAAAAAUACACUUACGACGUAGGACCUGGCAGACACACAGAGAUAAGACGUCACGCCGCCAUCCACCUCCUGAAACCUCGAGAGAUCUUCCAGAAGGAAAAAAGAAUAUUCUUGAGACUGAUCUUGAAGUUUCCCGUAUAUCUAUCUAUACUUGUCUGUGCCACCACGGCAGGCUUCAAGCUCCAGAAAAUGGAGGCUUGA
Molecule: messenger RNA, 2170 nt
Organism: Trichophyton rubrum CBS 118892
Lineage: Eukaryota; Fungi; Ascomycota; Eurotiomycetes; Onygenales; Arthrodermataceae
Exons: 2
Coding region: 223-1599 (458 amino acids)
Molecular function (GO): acyltransferase activity, transferring groups other than amino-acyl groups
Source: RefSeq, a predicted model, not a curated record